AUGCGCCCAAUCCUCAAAAAGCUACCUAAAACCAUAUUCCCCUCGCUAUGCAGGACGACGCACACAGCAACCUACUACACUCAACCAUCAGCUGCCUACUUUGACCUCAAUCGACAGAGUGAGCUUGCAGUAUCCACCACCCCAAGAGACAUUUCCAAAGAACAACGAGAAUCGUUGCAUAAUGCGUUGCGCAUCGACCAGGCAGGAGAAAUCGCAGCAAAUUGGAUUUACAAGGGCCAAUUGGUCGUUUUAGGCCAUGAUCCAACAGUAGGACCUCUUAUUCAGGAAAUGUGGCACCAAGAACAAAAACAUCUUACGGUCAUGGACAGAUUGCAAGUUCAGCAUCGCGUACGACCUACCGUAUUAAGUGAGGUCGCAAAGGUCGCGGGUUUUGGACUCGGAGUCGUAACUGCUCUCAUGGGUAAGGACGCAGCAAUGGCAUGUACAGAAGCGGUGGAAACCGUCAUAGGCGAACAUUAUGAUGAGUGAAAUAAAACUCAUAACGAACUUAGUCAAUUGAAGGAAUUUGAAUUGCUGCCUUCCGAACACCCAAGCAUCCCACUUUUGAGAGACGUUGUUCGCGAGUUCAGGGACGACGAGUUGGAACAUCUCGACAUUGCAGUAGAAAAUUUCUCACAGCGGGCACCGGUGCAUGCGUUACUUAGUGCGGUGGUUGGAGCCGGCUGCAAGGUGGCAAUAGAGAUGUGCAAGAGAAUUUGA
This is a messenger RNA of Laccaria bicolor S238N-H82, 720 nucleotides long. Lineage: Eukaryota; Fungi; Basidiomycota; Agaricomycetes; Agaricales; Hydnangiaceae. The record is from the annotation of a RefSeq genome assembly.